GGAGGGAAUCAUCUCAGGUUCCGGGGCCACCCCUAGAGUUUCUGAUUCAGGAAGUCAGGGGCCUGAGAAUUUGCAUUUCAAGUUCUCAGGUGACAUUGAAGGUACUGGUCCAGGAAGCAAAACUGGAGAAACACUUAGUAGAAACGUCUUCAAAUCUAGUGCCACCUUCUCCACUGAUUGCCCUUGAGCGAAGUGCCAGCUUCUGUCGUGGGUGGAUGGACGGACACACGGAUGGAUAAGGAUGGAUGGGUGGGUGGAUGGACGGACGGACGGAUGGACCCAUGGACGAGGUUGCACACAAGACAGUAAAGAUAGAAGCUCUACCACAUUUCAGAGUUUUCAUGUCUCCUGAUGAGGGCUAACAACUCCUAGCUCUUUGCAUGUUGAAGGAACAAAUCAUUGGUUUGCAUCAGGACGUAAGCAGUGAGGCCGUUCAGCCCCGGGACCCUUACUCUUUAUCCAGACAUCUUCCUUUCUGCCCUUUCGGUCCCAUCAUCUCAUCUUUUACACCACCUUUAACCACAAGGCAAGAAGCUAAAUGCAACUGCUGUCCCAGCUGCUAACUCGGCCUGUUGGGGGCAGGGAUGCUGUCCCAGCACCAUCAUUCUAGCAGCACCUGAGUACAUGGUGUUCACGUGUCUGACCUGUUCCCUUUAAGGACCCAGGCGUCCCACAGUCGUGUCCUCUGAAAGCCGUGAUCAGUUUGCAAGAAGUGAGGCUUUGUAGGGUUCCUAUCGCUGAGCUCCCUAGAGAGCCCCGACAGAGGGAAGCGGAUGUAGCUUUGUGCCAGGCCUGACCUGAGCCGUCUCUUUGUAGGGAAAACAGACACCGUUGGGUGGAGAGGACGUGCAGGAGACUGACGGCCCGGGGGAGGGGCCGCUGCAGCCACAGCCUGUCCUCGCCUGUGCGGCGGACUCCGCUGGGCGCUGGGUUGUUCCUAAGGAAACCGUUCGGCUCUGCGGCUGGUCGUUGUGGUCCUGCCGCCCCCCUGCACUCCCGCCCCACCUGGGACAGCCUGGCUUCAGCCCAGGACUGCCACCUCCGCCCCCGGCGCGCCCACUUCUCGCCCGAGGCGGGCUCUGCCCUGGUCGUGCCUGGUCCCUCCAGGAUGUGCCUGCCUGGGCAGGGGACUUCCUCCCUUCUGCGUGGCAGGGCUUGUGGUGGCUCUUCUGUGUCCAGGGUCUCUGGUGACGCUCACCCCUUCCUCCGGACCCCCGACUGGUGCCCACGCCCUGUGGUUGGCAUCGCUGGGGCUGAGCUGCCUUUUCUCUGUACCAGCCUGAGUCCUACAGCCCGUGAGGCGGCCCGGCCCCCCUCCCCUACCAUCCGCGCUGCGAGGAGGGCGGUCACCUCUCCCCGCCCCCUCGUAACACUUCCUAGGGGCUUGCUCAGGAUGGUAGGCGGGAGCACAGCCCUUCUCAGCUUUGUAAAGGGGAAGCAAUGGCUUUAUCUGAAGAGCUUCUACACACGGCGAAGCAGUAAGUGGUGCUGAGGGCAGCGUUUGCUGAAGUUUCGUGAACGUGCCUUGGUCACCCGCCCUUGCAGCUGUCCUCUGUCUUGAGAUGCUUGGUGCAACCCUGGUUUCCUCCCCGGGACUGAGCAGGGCUGUCUUUCUGAUUUGCCAGGUACCGCCUCUGAGGUUCCAGAAGCGCCAGGCUUCGCGUCUCCUCGAGAUGUGGGGACUGUCCUCUUCCUGGGGAAGUUGUACUUCUCCUGGGUUGCUUCAGAGAGUGAACCCGCGAGAUGAGGAUGCAGGGGGAUCUUGGGGUGAGCGCCCCCCGGCUGAUCGGCAGCUGGAACCUGGUUCUUUCUUCUCUGAUGAAAUCAUGCACCACGACAUCAGCCCGCUCUGUGCUGCCGACAUCCAGGACCAGCUGCAGAAGCGCUUUGCGUACCUGUCUGGUGGGCGGGGGCAGGACGGCAGCCCCGUCAUCACCUUCCCCGACUACCCGGCCUUCGGCGACGUCCCCGACAAGGAGUUCCAGAAUGUCAUGACCUAUCUCACCAGCAUCCCCAGCCUGCAGGAUGCUGGCAUCGGGUUCAUCCUGGUCAUAGACCGCAGGCAGGACAAAUGGACCUCGGUCAAGGCGUCCAUCCUGAGAAUAGCGGCAUCCUUCCCAGCAAACCUCCAGCUUGUCCUCGUCCUGCGCCCAACGGGAUUUUUCCAAAGGACGCUCUCUGACCUCGCCUUCAGGUUCAACAGAGAUGACUUUAAGAUGAAGGUACCGGUCAUAAUGCUGAGCUCCGUCCCGGAAUUACACAGUUACAUUGACAAGUCCCAGCUGACCGAGGACCUGGGCGGGACACUGGAUUACUGCCACUCCAGGUGGCUCUGCCACCGCACAGCGAUAGAGAGCUUCGCCCUCCUGGUUAAGCAGACAGCUCAGAUGCUGCAGGCCUUCGGGACCGAGCUGGCCGAGACGGAGCUGCCCAACGACGUACAGUCCACGAGCUCCGUGCUCCAUGCCCACACGGAGAAGAAGGACAGGGCCAAGGAGGACAUGAGGCUGGCGCUGGACGAGGGGCGGAGCGUCCUGGAGAGCAUCCGGGAGCCGCUGGCCCGGGGCCCGGAGCAGAGCCCGAACCAGGACCAGCUGGAUAGUCAGAGCACCGUGCAGAGGCUCCUGGCCCAGCUGAGUGAAACCGAGGCCGCCUUUGAUGAGUUUUGGGCAAAACAUCAGCGAAAACUGGAGCAGUGCCUGCAGCUCCGGCACUUCGAGCAGGACUUCCGAGAGGUCAAAGCCGCCUUGGACGUGUUGGCCCAGAAGAUCACGACCUUCACCGACGUGGGGAACAGCCUGGCGCAUGUGCAGCACCUCCUGAAGGACCUCGCCAGCUUCGAGGAGAAGUCCAGCGCGGUCACGCAGCGGGCCCGCACCCUGGCCCUGGAGGGUGAGCGGCUCAUUGAGCUGAAGCACUACGCCGUGGACUCCAUCCGCCCCAAGUGCCACGAGCUCCGCCAGCUGUGUGACCAGUUUGCAGCUGACGUCGGGCGGAGGAGAGGGCUGCUGGGCAGGGCGCUGGAUCUGCACGGCCUCCUCGAGGCGUCCAUGAAGUGGUGUGACGAGGGCAUCUACCUGCUGGCCUCGCAGCCGGUGGACAAGUGCCAGGCCCAGGACGGCGCCGAGGCGGCCCUCCAGGAGGUCGAGAAGUUUCUGGAGACGCGUGCGGAAAACAAGAUCCAGGAGCUCAGUAAAAUCUACCAGGACUACGAACCCAUCCUCACCCGAGACCUGUUGGAGCACGUGCAGAAGGUCUUCCGGAAGCAGGAGAGUGUGGAGGAGAUGUUUCACCGGAGACAGGCGAGCCUCAAGAAGCUGGCUGCCAAGCAGACGCGGCCCGUGCAGCCAGUGGCCCCCCGGCCAGAGGCACCCGCGAAAUCGCCCUGCCCCUCCCCGGGCAUCCGGAGAGGCUCCGAGAUCCACAGUUCUGAGGGCAGCGUGCUCCGGAGGGGGCCCUACAGGAGGGCCAGGAGUGAAGUGAGUGAGGGCCGGCAGGGCCGUGGCCGCUCCACCGGGGACGAGGAGAGCCUGGCCGUCCUGCGGAGGCACGUGAUGAACGAGCUUCUGGACACAGAGCGGGUCUACGUGGAGGAGCUGCUGUGCAUUCUGGAGGGCUACGCUGCUGAGAUGGACAACCCUUUAAUGACACAUCUCAUCUCGACGGGACUUCAAAACAAGAAGGAUGUUCUGUUUGGAAACAUGGAAGAAAUUUACCACUUUCAUAACAGAAUAUUCCUGAGGGAGCUGGAGAACUACAUAGACUGCCCAGAGCUGGUUGGAAGGUGCUUUCUAGAAAGGAUGGAGCAGUUCCAGGUCUACGAGAAGUACUGCCAGAACAAGCCGCGCUCCGAGAGCCUGUGGAGACAGUGCUCCGACUGCCCGUUCUUCCAGGAAUGCCAGAAGAAGCUGGACCACAAGCUGAGCCUCGACUCCUACCUGCUGAAGCCAGUCCAGAGGAUCACCAAGUACCAGCUGCUGCUCAAGGAGAUGCUGAAAUACAGCAAGAGCUGCGAGGGGGCCGAGGACCUGCAGGAGGCCCUGAGCUCCAUCCUGGGCAUCCUCAAGGCGGUGAACGACUCCAUGCACCUGAUCGCCAUCACGGGCUAUGAGGGGAACCUGAGCGACUUGGGGAAGCUGCUGAUGCAGGGCUCCUUCAGCGUCUGGACGGACCACAAGAAGGGCCACGCCAAGGUGAAGGACCUGGCCAGGUUCAAGCCCAUGCAGCGCCACCUGUUCCUGCACGAGAAGGCCGUGCUCUUCUGUAAGAAGCGGGAGGAGAACGGCGAGGGCUACGAGAAGGCCCCGUCCUACAGCUUCAAGCAGUCCCUGAACAUGACGGCCGUCGGCAUAACGGAGAACGUGAAAGGGGACGCGAAGAAGUUCGAGAUCUGGUACAACGCCAGAGAGGAGGUGUACAUCGUACAGGCACCAACUCCUGAAAUCAAGGCCGCCUGGGUGAGCGAGAUCCGGAAGGUGCUGACAAGCCAGCUGCAGGCGUGCAGAGAGGCCAGCCAGCACCGAGCCCUGGAGCAGUCCCACAGCCUGCCCCUGCCCGCGCCCGCCGGCACCAGUCCCUCUAAAGCGAACACAAAAGACGUCAGAAAGUUGGAAGAAAGAAAAACGGACCCGCUGAACCUGGAGGGAUACGUGGGCCCCGCGCCACUGCCGAGGCCCCCCGAGAAGGACAGAGAUGACGCGGUCACUAGCUCUACUUCAGAAAGCUCUGCGCUUUCCAAAAAGCGCUUCACCCUGCAGAGCUUUGCUGCCCUCAAAGGUCAGAAAGCCUCUCCUACCAGUCCCGACAAAAAAGCUAAGCGACACCAAGUAAAGAGCGACCCAACGCCUUUUGGUUUACGAGGUUGGAGCAAAACGUCUAACCCGCCAGAGGCUCCUGAGGACAACGACGGCUGGUCCAGUGCCGAGGAGCCGGUCAACUCCUCGGACGCAGAGGAGGAAGGGAGAGCAGGCCUCAGGAAGCUGGUCCCCGGGAAGUACACCGUCACGGGGCUGGACGAGAAGGGGGGCCCCGACGCGCUGGUCCUGAGGAGCGGGGACGAGGUGGAGCUGGUGCAGGAGGGCGACGAGGGCCUCUGGUUCGUGCGGAACGUGAGCUCCGGCGGCGAGGGCUGGCUGCCAGCCCGCAACCUGUCCGCGCUCCUCGGCCAGCGCGGCGCCCCCGGGUGCCUGAGCAGCCCAGAGUCCAGCGCGGGGUCGGCCCUGCUGAGCGCCUCGUCCAGCUGCAGCGAGAGCUGCGCGGCCGCCCUCGCGGACCUGCAGGGGUAGCGCCGCGGCCACCCCGCCUGCGGCCCUGGGAGCUGGCCUCUGCUCGGGCCGGCGCGGCGUGGGGAGGGGCCGGCGCCCACAGAACCGCCCACGGAACCCCGGCGCCGCCGCGGCCCCAGACGAAGGUUCGGGAAGAGUCCGCCCUGCGGCCUCGGCGCCGGGACCGCGCGCGCGCGCCCCAGGGCGCAGGAAGAGCGCGGCACUGCGGCUUCCUCGGGGAGUCGGACGGACGGGGCUGCAGACGACAGGCCUCCGGUGCAGAAGGGCUCCCGGGGACUCCCCUUUGGCCUCGGCCGCAGCCGCUCCCCUUUGGUUUCUGACGUUUCUGGUCCGGUGCUUUCUGCAGGAACACGCGUUCUGUGGAGCUGCUUCCAAAAGAAGUGACCGAUUCACUGACCCAGCGGCUUGGUGCGGGGGCAGGAGGCUAGUUUGUCUUAUACACAUUUUUUUUUUAAAGCAAGGAUUAAUUCUACGGCCAUCUUUUUGGUGAUACUUUGGCCUCUGAUCUUUACCAAGAAUCACUGUGUUUACGUGAAAUGACAAUUUCAUACUGUAUUUGAUAUAAAACUAUUUUUUGUUACUGGGGUUUACAUGGCGCUGAAUGAUUUGGGGGACACGCUCUCGUGGAAACAGCCCACCUGGUCACAGGUGAGUGGAAGGACAUCCCUCGGUAGAAUCAGGCAGCGUUUCUACAAACACAGGCAGUUAGAAACCAAGGAAAUUCCUUCACCUGUGUAGGUUAAUUUUCAAAGGAAAAUGU
This is a messenger RNA of Delphinapterus leucas (beluga whale), 6045 nucleotides long. The record is from RefSeq and is a predicted model, not a curated record. Lineage: Eukaryota; Metazoa; Chordata; Mammalia; Artiodactyla; Monodontidae.